UAAACCGCCUUUUUAUGCUCUUUGAGGUUUCAUUUGAAAACGGCCCGCACUAAAAAAGAUCGAAACUUUAUGGUCAAUGGGAACUAUCAAAAGAUUACCAGAGGCUCUUCGCAAUACGAUGCGUUCUGGGGUUCUCUUGUUUGACUUAACUAGAGUUGUGGAGGAGCUUGUUUUUAAUAGCAUUGAUGCUAGUGCAACCAAGGUGUCAGUUUUUGUGGGUGUUGGGACUUCUUAUGUGAAAGUAGUGGAUAAUGGUUCGGGUAUUUCUCGAGAUGGGUUGACGCUGGUGGGAGAAAGAUAUGCGACAUCAAAGCUUCAGCAUUUGGCUGAUAUGGACGCUGCAAGUGUGACAUUUGGUUAUCGGGGUGAAGCAUUGGCUUCUAUGUCGGAUGUUUCAUUGUUAGAAAUUAUGACAAAAGCUUAUGGGAUGCCAAAUGGAUAUCGCAAGGUCGUGAAGGGGUCCAAAUGUUUGUAUCUUGGAAUUGAUGAUGAUAGGAAAGAAGUAGGCACAACAGUUGUGGCUCGUGAUUUAUUUUACAACCAACCAGUUCGGAGGAAAUAUAUGCAAUCCAGCCCAAAGAAGGUCUUGCACUCAGUCAAAAAAUGUCUAUACCGUAUUGCUCUUGUGCAUUCCCAGGUUUCAUUCAAAGUUGUUGACAUUGAAAGUGAGGAUGAGCUCCUCAGCACACAUUUUGGUUCUUCGACUUUGUCACUGUUGAUGAGUGGCUUUGGGAUUGAAGAUUCCAGCUUUCUUCAUGAAAUAAGUGCUAAGGAUGGUGUAUUAAGAAUUUCUGGCUAUAUAUCCAGUCCUUAUGAUAGUUUCUCUGUAAAGACCUUUCAAUAUGUCUAUAUCAACUCACAAUCCGUAUGCAAAGGUCCUAUUCACAAAUUGUUGAAUCACUUGGCCUCUAACUUCGACUGUUUGGAUUCAUGGAAGGCGAAUAGUGGAUCUCAAAAAGGAAAAAGUAGGUCUCAAGCAUGUCCAACCUACAUUGUGGAUCUACGUUGCCCACGUUCUUUGUAUGAUUUAACCUUUGAACCAUCAAAGACAUAUGUUGUAUUCAAGGAUUGGGAACCUGUACUUACCUUUAUUGAGAGGGCCAUUCAGACUGUGUGGAUGGAAAGUGUAGUCUAUGGACAGUCCUUUAGUUAUGCAGCUAAUAAACUAGGAAAAGAUGAACUGUGGAAGAGACAGGACAACAUCAUUUCAGUGGGAGAGUUUUUUGAUACGGAUGGGGAUGCUGAAUUUGCAUUAGAGACUAGCAGGUUUCACAUUGAUCAUGCUUCUCCUCACCUUCCCUCCUCUUUGGAGAAGCUUACCAAAAAGGACAGCCAUUUGUAUCAUGGGGAAUGUGAAGGAAUCAUAUUUCAGGAGUUUCAUAUAGAUACUGCAAAAGUUGAAGAGAAGAAUGCAGAGACAGAAUUUGUUUGUCAGACUGACUAUUCUUUUCUAACUUCUGAUGGUUCAAACACUGAAUGGUUUAAUGCAGUUCCCCAGAGGGAGGUUGAGAUAGAUACUGCAGAGCGUGAAGAGAACACCAUGGAGAUGGAAUUUGUUUGUCAAACUGACUAUUCUUCUCAAUCUUCAGAUGGUUCGUUUGCUAGAUGCUUAACCACAGUUCCCCAGAACACUGAACAGCAUCCUUGGACAGCUGAUAUUAAAUCUUCGUCAAAAGAAGAUUAUUUGUUGGAUAAUAGCCUCUCAGCUUUAAGAAAAUCCAGCUCUUGUGUGAAGGAUGAGUUGUCGAGUUUUCAAUUUGGGAAAGAGUACCUUAAAAUUGAAUCUGUUGUGUGCAGUGGAACGUCAGAAAAUGCAUUAAAUUUUGAUAGGGAUGAAUUUAGCCAUGAAUUAGAGAUAAACAUGAAUAUAAAAAAACCUUAUCAGUUGGGUUACUCCUCAGAGGACAGCCUGUCAUUUGGUGGGGCUUCGUUUGCUGGUGAGGAAAGAUUUGAAUCACUGAUUGAUAGAUUCAAGUACAAACGCAGGAGGGUUUUGUCUGAUGAAAGAGACGAUAUCUUGGAAGUUGAUGCAAGUGACACAGGUUCUGAUUUAUAUUCAAAGAGUCUAUGGCAGGAUGAGGCAUCUUGUGCUCAGCAUGUCCCCAAAUUCAUGAGAAAAGGAGACAUACCAACUCGUUUUGAUCUUCUGUCAAGAGCUUCUCCAAAGACAUUUCCAUCUUAUGGUGAGUCUUGUAAUGAAGAGACUGGCCUCCUAUCAGAUUUAAUAAUACAGCUGGGGGACUCUAGCACUGGCCAUCAGUCUAUAAAUUCUGAAUGGUGCUAUGGAAUCUCAGAUCCCUUCUAUCGAGCUGCUUCUUGGGAAGUUGGACAUUUCUACAAUAAAAAUUGUCUUGAUGGAAGCUCCAAAUUCGAUAAAGAGGCUAAUUAUGGGCAAAUAAAAGAUGCUGUAGAGAAAUGCAAUUCUGGCUCUGACAUAAGGUUGAAGCACACCAACCAAGAAAACUGCAAUUCAAUUUGCACAAGCACUGAAUUGGAUUUUGAUGAUUAUCAUCAUUCUAGCAAAUACUUAUUCAAAUUACUUCAGGAACAAAAUCUUCCUAGAAGAUUCUCCCUAGAUCGUUCUGGUAUGUCAGUUGAUGAGACAGAGUUAUGCCUUCUCUCAUAUGGUCGAGACUUUGGUAAAAGUGAAAACUUAAGGCAUCAGUUUAGAUAUUAUACUUGUGAACCAAAUUCUUUUUUUAGAGCAAGGUCAAGAAGAAGCCAUUCUGCUCCACCUUUUCACAGACAUAAGAGGAGGUUUAUCUCCUUAAGUCAUUGUUCAAAAAUGCAAGCUGGAGAAUCAAAUAUUAACUCCUUCCGUUGUGUGCAAACUUCUCCAGAAGCUGGCCUGAUGAAGAAUCUCCAUCAAUCUUCUGGUGAAUGUCAUCCAAACUUAAACUCAAGUCCUGAGGAAGAUUUAGAAUUUGGCAUCAGACCAACUAUUUUUAAGAAGCAAGAUAAUAUGAUGAACAUGAAGAAGACUCAAAAGGUUGAACAUUUUAAGCAAUUGCAAUGUUCACAGGCUCACCAAGCAGCUCAUAUUGAAGAUUUUAUCUCUAAGGAAAUUCUGGAUUCAGUAGAUUCCGGGACCAAAUGGAAGAACAGCUGUCCACAGACAACAGUUGAGAAUAACAACAGAUCAAGUGAUAUUGACAAUCAAGAUAAUAUACUUGACAUCUCUUCGGGACUCCUGCAUCUUGUUGGUGAUUCGUUGGUUCCUGAAUCUAUUAGUAAGAAUUGCCUUGAAUAUGCCAAAGUUCUCCAACAGGUUGAUAAGAAAUUCAUCCCAGUAGUGGCUGGUGGAACACUUGCUCUUAUUGAUCAGCAUGCUGCAGAUGAAAGAAUUCGACUAGAAGAACUUCGUAGAAAGGUAUUAUCUGGGGAAGGGAAGACAGUUACCUAUCUAGAUGCCGAACAAGAACUGGUCCUUCCAGAGAUUGGGUAUCAGCUACUGCAUAACUAUGCUGAACAGAUGAAAGAUUGGGGAUGGAUCUGCAACAUUCACACUCAAGGUUCAAGGUCCUUCAAAAAGAAUUUGAAUCUCCUUCAUCAGCAGCCAACAGUUGUGACACUUCUUGCAGUACCUUGCAUUCUAGGUGUAAAUUUAUCUGAUAUAGACCUUUUAGAAUUUCUUCAGCAGCUUGCUGAUACAGAUGGAUCAUCAACCAUACCUCCCGCUGUUCUUCGGGUCCUCAAUUCCAAAGCAUGCAGAGGAGCAAUCAUGUUUGGAGAUUCUUUGCUUCCUUCAGAAUGCUCACUAAUUGUUGAAGAACUAAAGCAUACCUCUCUGUGUUUCCAAUGUGCUCAUGGGCGACCAACAACAGUCCCACUUGUCAACUUGGAGGCAUUGCAUAAACAGAUCGCUCAGCUCAGAGUAUUGAAUGAUAAUUCAAGUGAGUCAUGGCAUGGGUUGCAUCGACAUGAAAUGAGUCUUGCACACACAAGUCAGCGUUUACGUGCAGCUAGAUGAGAGUGUUCAUGAGAAACCAUAAUUACUAUAAUAGCUUUGGAGGCCCUGUAUAUGUAAUUGAGAAUUCAUCAUUGUAAAUUCAUUGUUAUUCCAGUUUAUAGCUUAUCCUGGAACAUUGAUUCAUUCUUUAGUAACAGAUUUUUCACAUAAUGAAGCAUGAUUUUCUCUC
Molecule: messenger RNA, 4139 nt
Organism: Mangifera indica (mango)
Lineage: Eukaryota; Viridiplantae; Streptophyta; Magnoliopsida; Sapindales; Anacardiaceae
Product: DNA mismatch repair protein MLH3
Biological process (GO): mismatch repair
Cellular component (GO): mismatch repair complex
Molecular function (GO): ATP-dependent DNA damage sensor activity; ATP hydrolysis activity; ATP binding
Source: RefSeq, a predicted model, not a curated record